This is a messenger RNA of Vicugna pacos (alpaca), 2828 nucleotides long. NCBI's taxonomy places the organism in Eukaryota, Metazoa, Chordata, Mammalia, Artiodactyla, Camelidae. The record is from RefSeq and is a predicted model, not a curated record.
CAAAAGACCUGCGGCCUCAGCCCCUCCAAAGAGACGAAGAGAUGACGGGGAAAGCAGGGGAAGCGCUGAGCAAGCCCAAAGCCGAGACAGUGGCCAAGAACACCUCGGGGGGAACCCCGGCCAGGUGCACCGGGUUUGGCAUCCAGGAGAUCCUGGGCUUGAACAAGGAGCCCCCCAGCUCCCACCCGCGGGCUGCCCUCGACGGCCUGGCCCCCGGGCACUUGCUGGCUGCGCGCUCAGUGCUCAGCCCCGCAGGAGUGGGCGGCAUGGGGCUGCUGGGGCCCGGGGGGCUCCCCGGCUUCUACGCACAGCCCACCUUCCUGGAAGUGCUAUCCGACCCGCAGAGCGUCCACUUGCAGCCGCUGGGCAGAGCAUCGGGGCCGCUGGACACCAGCCAGACGGCCAGCUCGGAUUCUGAAGAUGUUUCCUCCAGCGACCGAAAAAUGUCCAAAUCGGCUUUAAACCAGACCAAGAAACGGAAGAAGCGGCGACACAGGACAAUCUUUACGUCCUACCAGCUAGAGGAGCUGGAGAAGGCGUUCAACGAGGCCCACUACCCAGACGUCUAUGCCCGGGAGAUGCUGGCCAUGAAAACGGAGCUGCCCGAAGACAGGAUACAGGUCUGGUUCCAGAACCGCAGAGCCAAGUGGAGGAAGCGGGAGAAGUGCUGGGGCCGGAGCAGCGUGAUGGCGGAGUACGGGCUCUACGGGGCCAUGGUGCGCCACUCCAUCCCCCUGCCAGAGUCCAUCCUCAAGUCUGCCAAGGAUGGCAUCAUGGACUCCUGUGCCCCGUGGCUGCUGGUUCAAGAUGGCUUUCCCAGGCGCUUUUCUAAACCCGAAUACCAACAAUUCUUUUUAGGGAUGCACAAAAAGUCGCUGGAGGCGGCAGCUGAGUCGGGGAGGAAGCCCGAGGCGGAGCGCCAGGCCCUGCCCAAGCUCGACAAGAUGGAGCAGGAGGAGCGGGGCCCCGACCUCCCGGCCGCCAUGUCCCAGGAGGAACUGAGGGAGAACAGCAUCGCAGCGCUCCGAGCCAGAGCGCAGGAGCACAGCACCAAAGUGCUGGGGACUGUGUCCGGGCCCGACAGCCUGGCCCGGAACGCCGAGGAGCCGGAGGAGGAGGAGGCCACAGAUGAGGACAGGCCAGCGGAGAAGCUGAGUCCACCGCAGCUCGAGGACAUGGCUUAGGUCAAGGGUUCGCAGACACCGGAACCCCAGGACUCUGCUCUCCUUGAGGCCUGUGGUGUUGGGAGGUGUCCUCUGAGGCAGGGCCCAGGCCUGGCCUCUGCCACCCUCCCCUGGCUCCACAGGCUCUCCAUGACCCUGGGUGACUUCAGGCACAACUCAGUUCUGGCCAAGGCACUGGGCCAUGCUGAGACAUCCCUGCCUAGUCUUAACCUGUCCAGCAUCCUCCUCCUCAUUCUAACGGCCCUGCCUCAGAAGCCUUCUUGCUGCCCCAAACCACCCCCUCAAGUUGCUUUCACUCAAUCCCUUGGCAAUCCUCACUAUCCAAAGCCACCGCUCACUCUCGGUUCUCCUGCUCAAAAAGCCCUUCUCCCCAGCUCAGCACCCCUGUGGAUUUUGCUCUGUCCAGACCCAAACCCGCUGCCACAAACACACUGCCUGCCACAGUGGUGACAGGGAUGGAGGACCUGCACUCCAGCACCAGUGUCCUGUGCGCCCCGGCCCUCAGCAAAACUCUCCUCCCCUGCCUGUGCCUGCUACUGUGUGGAUGUACUGUCCUGCGGGCCCAGGCACAGCCUCUGCAUUUCUGGGGCCCAGAUUCCAGAUUCAAUUUGGAGAACCCCAGCCUGGGCCUCUGGGCCACCCUCCAUGUCAUGCCCUCCAUGGUCAGCCUCAGGAACCUGCCCUCUCCAUACCCAGCCUGUCCCACUCCUCCCAGCACAGGUGCCAGCACCACAGGUGGGGUGUACAAUACCUGGGGCGAGUCCAGGGCCUGUGCCCGGCAGCCAGGGGGCACCUCACAGGUGCUGCGGCUCAUUGCACUGUCGGGCCUGGGUUCUGAAGCAUCCUGAGCUCCGAUACGCUGCCUGUGACCCUGACUUGCUGUGCAAGGCAUCCUUUCCCUAGAGCUUCUCACAAAUUACUGAUUUGCACAUGCCCUGCCUCGGAGCAACCCAGUCCAGCUGUAAAAUGAACACGCAGGAAAUCACUGAUCUUGACUCAGCUGAUCCAGGCCAUUCCCAGGAGGCAAAGACCCGUGUGGGCCUGGGGCUAUAAACAGGCAACAAGGGUUGGUCAUAAGAAGGGUAUAAGAAAAGGCCUGAAGGAGAGCAAGGGAGGAGCCGGUGUUAAGACCCAAACUAGGCUGCAGGCACACAUACCUUCAUGCCAGGUAUAUGCCCUGGUGCAUGUCCACCAGCGUAAGACAGCAAUCAUUUUGGAAAAGGGGGUAGGGGCUUCUUCCUGUCUGCUGAUGGGAGGAUCUGUUGUACCAAUGGCCUCUGCUGCUGCCCCUUCCGCCCCCAGGCCAGGCACAUGUCCCCCUCACCCUCCCCAAGGCAUUUUCCUCUACCUUCCCACACACCUUUGCAGGGCGUCCCUUGCAAGAGAAAGGCCCGAGGGACAGCAAGUUGGGGUUUUAAUUCCAUAUCAGAAGUUGAUUUCUUCUUCAGUCCAUUCAUGGACCAUCCCCCAUUCUUGUCUUUGUCUCCCAUUGGUUUGAAGUAUUAGACUGUAGCCCCUGGUGUGUAAAUAAUGUACAUAGAGUGAGAAGAAAGAGACUUGAUAUUGAGGUGUUUGAAAUAUGGAAACUGUUUAACUUCUAGGUAUUUGAAACCUGUGAUUUCUGUGCCAUUUUCUGUAAAGAUA